AUGUUGCACAGCACGGGUGAAUCAUUAUCUAAACAGCUCCAAGCCACUCAGUUAUCCUCAACAUUCCGGACAGUUUUCCUAGAGACAUGCAUUGCCGCAUAUGCAAAGAAACAUGGCAAGUCGCCUCAGGAGGCCAUGGAACAUUUUCAUCCACAUGUUCCGACUGGGAAAGAUAGCUCAGAGGCAGGAAACCUUUGUAAGGCAGAGCAAUUGAAGAUUGAAGAGAAAUACCCUGAGAGGGCCAAUGAAGUAAAGGCUUUUUAUGACAAGUUGCUCAUGCAUUAUGGGGAUGCAAUCCUACCAAAAGACGAGAGGGAAACACGACCUGAAAAGGGCUUUUACUUGCUACAAAAGCUGACUGGCAGAUAUGCUGCUCAGGCUUCUAUGCUCAGCUUGAUUUACCCUGUUGGCAUUGCCCUUGUGGGCUUCACUUCCGAUGAAGCAGUGCCACCACAAGAGUCAACCAUUGCAUUCACCAGUUCACCAUUCAUCGCUGAACUAGUGAAAGCAUUUGGAUUACCCUUCACUCAACAGGCCCCACAAAGUAUGAGGUCCCUCUAUGAUGGAGUAUCAGCAUUCAGAGCUUUCCUCCAUCACCUUGGUGAUUUCAAGGCCCCUGUGAAGUCUGAGAAUGAGGAACAUAGCAUAUCAGGCCUUAUGAAGGCUAUCAUGCAACAUGCCAAAAAAACUGUCCAUUUUAAUGAUGACUUAGAGAGGUAUCCAGGUGGCAGCAAUGUAUGCGUGAAGUCAAGGGCUAUAGAUGAGGAUAAUGUGGACUUCUAUACACCAGUGAUGAAAAACGAGGAUGGCUUCGCUAUUGAAAUCAACAAGGAGUUUGGUGAUAAAGUGGGCUCAGCUGACAAGGUGCAGGACAACUGGAAGGGUGCCAACAUUCUCCCCCUCUUACUUGAGCAUCACCUCUGA
Cantharellus anzutake is the source of this 924-nucleotide messenger RNA. RefSeq lists its product as uncharacterized. The coding region runs from base 1 to 924 and encodes 307 amino acids. NCBI's taxonomy places the organism in Eukaryota, Fungi, Basidiomycota, Agaricomycetes, Cantharellales, Hydnaceae. The record is from RefSeq and is a predicted model, not a curated record. The transcript has 6 exons.